CUCGAACGCUGCCGGACAUUCUCUCCACAACGCACACAUCGUACUCACAAAAUCCGACUUCAUUCAACAACAUUGUACCAAACUCAUGCGGACCACAAGAUUCACUGUCCGAACCGCGGAUCGUAGUCAGAUUUUACGAAGACAGGUUCAUGCUGCAAGAAUUGCCGAAACUUUAGCAAGGAUCCGGCGCCAAGAACAAUUGGACCGUCAACGUGAACAACUCGCUAGACCUCCUGCCUUCCAAAAUGUUCUAGACGAGCCUGAUACCAAUUUCGAGGAUCAACCCGAUGAAGGUGAACAUAACCAAGAAGAUGAAACUGAAGAAAAUUGUGUUUGGGUAGACUUGCUAGAAGACCAACCCGAUGAGAUUGAUAUUGCCAUUGCAGCUGAUAGAGAAAGGCAUCGUCAGCAAGCUCGUGAAUUCAACUGGGCAGUACUUCUUCACCACCUUCACGCAACUUACAUGAAGUUGAAAGCAAUCACAAAGGACUGGACCGGUUCAAACUCAUACAACAGUUUCACCAGCUGCUCUGCGACAUGCUCUCGGGAGUUUCAUCGAACAGUUGAUUUAGUAGACAUACAAGGCCAAAGACGAAAAACUAUUAGGUUCUGUGAAUGUACACUCGAUGGUGUCCGACUUCUUCAGCUUGGCUACAUUGCAGGAUCGCCGGUCCGACCACAAACCGCAUUUUCUCUUCCCCUACUAAUCUUCCACAACAAUCUAUGGAAUAACUGCCAUGUAGGCACACUCCCCUUUACGGUGGCCCUGAAUUCUUGGCUUGAGCCUCGCUCUCAACGCUUGCGCGCUCGCCAAGGAAAACAUGCUCGGCAACUUCGCAAACCUUUCACAGCAGCGGUUGACUUGUUCCGCCAACUUGAAGAAAAGACAGCAGAGGUAGUCUUUUCAUCACUGCAACUGACUAAGCAAGAAAUUCUAGCCUGUACAUCAUGCCCUGCAUGCUUUGGACCACAACCCCCCAACCCAUUUGAUUACCCAGAAACAACCCGUAACCGCCUCAUUGUCUGCCUGGACGGGAAUUUCCAGCACCGUCACCAAACCAACGCAAGCCGCAACUAUGAACAACUUCGAACACCUCGAGUUUUUCUAAAGCAAAGCGAAGUUGACAAAGUUUCUCAAUCCAUACGCGCAAGAGAAGCAGAAGGGAUGACUCCUAAGCAGACCGAUCGAUGUGCAGACUCCCACAAGGCCGCUGAUGAUAAACGAAAUGAAUCAACAUGGAAAGGGUGCGAUGAUACUGGUCUAAUGGAGGCCCUCCUCUCAGCAGUCGAAUCAAACCGCAAAGUGGGGAUCUUGUACGACAUUGGAUGCAGUUUAGACAAGUACAUUAACUUGUUGGAUUACCAUCCUAGGUUUAACCAAGGUUGGGGACUGUCUGAUGGGGAGGGUCUAGAGCGAAUGUGGUCCUAUCUCUCUCCUUUGGUGAGCCCCCUGCGAUAUGCGACUCGAAACCAUCGCCUUGCAGCAAUAUCACACCGUUUGAAACACCACAAUCAUCGGUCAAUUCAGCAACUUCCAUAUUGGUUACAAAGGAAGUUCUGCCAAGCUGUCCGACGCCGCCGAGAGAACCAAAACUUGCUAGACCAACUGCUUAAUAAGAGAAAUUGCCAUCGGCAAGGAGGCGGAAACUUCACGAUUGGCUUCUUCAAGAGACAGUGGGCUGCUCAAAGGGAAUUUCAAUCCAACCACACAACAGAAGAGGAUACCCGCCGUUCAAAGCUCUUGUCAAUAUACAAGCGAGAAGCAAGUAUAAAUCUCAUGAGGACACGCCUCCGAAACCCUCGGGACCUUUUAGAAGAUCCAGGAGAAAUUCAAGAACUUAUGGACUCCAUUGUGGAGGAAGCCAAUCUGCUGCGUCAAGAAAAGGAAGAAAUGGGAGUGGCAAACAUGCCUGAGACUACUGACACUGAGGAGCAGAAGCUCAGGCUCCUUCUCUGGGAUGCAAAGUCGGCCCUUUUUGUCCAGGCCGUUCAUAUCAACGCUGAGCGCCAGCCUUUGAUCAAUUCUCAUACAAUGGGAUCGCGGCUGGGUACUCGUGGAAAGGAGAAGAUUGUGAAGGCUUCGCAAGCACGCCGGCCAGCGGUCCAGAAACUCAUUGAUGCUUAUAAUCAACAAUUCCGGCAGUUCAAAGCAAAAUACCCGAAUCAACAACUAUCCGAUGAAGAUGAUCACCCUGUGACCUACGAUGAGUUUUCAACUUGGCCAAUGGACCACAGAUUUUGGAACGAUGGUCUUUAUUAUCAUUCGAGUGAACCCUGGUCCAUUGAUCCAGAUGUCAAAACAGGUAUCAAUUGUGUUCUAAUGCUCAGUCGCACCCAAGAAGAGUUUGAGCUUAUUGCCCAGGAAUUGGCUCGAGCUACUGGAUGGGCCAUUGACCACUACAAGCUAAUCAAGAAUAAACUGCUCUACAUCGAAAUCCGAAUGGUUCUGUUACAGGGGGAUGCCAAUGGUGCCCUUGAUCAUAUAGACAGUCUGUCAUUAGGUGAAUGCAGCCGAUUAGACAAACUGCAGCUGGUUGAGAACGAAUUGCAAGCACGACUCAGGCUCCAUAGUCAGUUGAUACAAGAUUGGUCUGACAACGUAACUUGGCUUUGGCGGCGCUGCCAACCAUUCAGCAAUCGAGGUUCAAUCGGGGAGUGGAACAAUCUAGUUGAACAACUAAGCCGGUCUGAUAUUGAGUCUGAAAACCUUGGUACAUCUUCAAGCACAAUUGAUGAUGAGUUAGAAGAUUUGAUGUUAGAUGAGAAUGUAGAUGAUGGAGAAGAUGUAGAGGAGAGAUUAAUAUCAAAUACUGAAGUAGUUUGACAAUGAAUUGUGAACAUAAAGUUAGUAUGUUAUUUAUCAGAUUUAAAGUUGAGGUCUGGUGUUUUU
Molecule: messenger RNA, 2890 nt
Organism: Puccinia graminis f. sp. tritici CRL 75-36-700-3
Lineage: Eukaryota; Fungi; Basidiomycota; Pucciniomycetes; Pucciniales; Pucciniaceae
Exons: 10
Coding region: 86-2824 (912 amino acids)
Source: RefSeq, a predicted model, not a curated record